CGGAACCGAUGUUAGUCUCGCGCGGCAGUUGCGAGCGCGUGAGGCUCUGUUCCUUGUCGCGCGCAGGUAGCAGCAGCGGCAGCAGGAUUAGUAGGCGCCGUGUGAAGGAAUCAUGAAGCACUAUGAGGUGGAGAUUCUGGACGCAAAGACUCGGGAGAAACUCUGCUUCCUAGACAAGGUGGAGCCCCACGCCACCAUUGCCGAGAUCAAGAAUCUCUUCACCAAGACCCAUCCGCAGUGGUACCCUGCCCGCCAGUCCCUCCGCCUGGACCCCAAGGGCAAGUCCCUGAAGGAUGAGGAUGUCCUGCAGAAGCUGCCCGUGGGCACCACGGCCACACUCUACUUCCGGGACCUGGGGGCCCAGAUCAGCUGGGUGACGGUCUUCCUGACCGAGUACGCAGGGCCCCUUUUCAUCUACCUGCUCUUCUACUUCCGGGUGCCCUUCAUCUACGGCCACAAAUAUGACUUCACAUCCAGCCGGCACACGGUGGUGCACCUGGCCUGCAUCUGCCACUCAUUCCACUACAUCAAGCGUCUGUUGGAGACGCUCUUCGUGCACCGCUUCUCGCACGGCACCAUGCCCCUGCGCAAUAUCUUCAAGAAUUGCACCUACUACUGGGGCUUCGCCGCAUGGAUGGCCUAUUACAUUAACCACCCUCUCUACACGCCCCCCACAUAUGGAGCUCAGCAGGUCAAACUGGCACUCGCCAUCUUUGUGAUCUGCCAGCUUGGCAACUUUUCCAUCCACAUGGCCCUGCGGGACCUGCGGCCGGCUGGGUCCAAGACCAGGAAGAUCCCAUACCCCACCAAGAACCCCUUCACCUGGCUUUUCCUGCUGGUGUCCUGCCCCAACUACACCUACGAGGUGGGGUCCUGGAUCGGCUUUGCCAUCAUGACACAGUGUCUCCCAGUGGCCCUCUUCUCCCUGGUGGGCUUCACUCAGAUGACCAUCUGGGCCAAGGGCAAGCACCGAAGCUACCUGAAGGAGUUCCGAGACUACCCGCCUCUGCGCAUGCCCAUCAUCCCCUUCUUGCUCUGAGCCGCCCCCCUCCCAGGCUCCGCCAGGCCAGGCUCUCACCCCUCAGUACCGUUCUGGGGGAGGGGAUGGGGGGGCUACCACUCUCCAGCGCUUGGAAUAAACCUGCCUGCCCCUUUCCAACCUGGA
This is a messenger RNA of Suricata suricatta (meerkat), 1165 nucleotides long. It is a transcript of the gene TECR, whose product is annotated as trans-2,3-enoyl-CoA reductase. The coding region runs from base 113 to 1039 and encodes 308 amino acids. The record is from RefSeq and is a predicted model, not a curated record. Gene Ontology annotation, biological process: very long-chain fatty acid biosynthetic process. The transcript has 13 exons. Gene Ontology annotation, molecular function: oxidoreductase activity, acting on the CH-CH group of donors. Lineage: Eukaryota; Metazoa; Chordata; Mammalia; Carnivora; Herpestidae.